GCCCACAGCCAUUUGAACCAUUUGGUCCAGGUCAUUCAAGGUCGUAGAGGCAGAUUUAAUCUAAACCUGAGUCUUUAAAAUGGACUACUUGACGUGCUAGUUACUGGAAAUUCAUCAUACUAUACAUCCAUCAUUUAUAGCUCUUGGGUUCAUGGUGCAUCAAAACCCUGUUUUGCAAUUCUUCCUGUUUGUGUGGACUUUACAUGUCUCAUCAUCAUCAUCUAUACCGUGGCCACCAAAAGAAAACUAUUUUGAUCAGACUUUGGAUCACUAUAAUUUUCAAGCAAGAAACUUGACUUUCAAACAGCGUUAUCUGUAUGAAGAUAAAUGGUUCAAACCAAAUGGACCCAUCUUCUUUUAUUGUGGAAACGAAGGAGGAAUCGAUGGGUUUUGGAACAAUACAGGGCUAAUAUUCGAAUUAGCACCUAGUUUUAAUGCUUUCGUCCUGUUUGCUGAACAUAGAUACUAUGGGAAAAGUCUCCCAUUUGAUAAAAGCUUCCAGCAGCCAUAUAUUCAAUACCUUUCAGUUGACCAAGCGUUAGCAGAUUAUGCUUACUUAAUUGAAGGUAUCAAAAGUAAAUUCAAUAUAAGUAGAUCCCUUGUUGUUGCAUUUGGUGGAAGCUAUGGAGGCAUGCUUGCAGCGUAUAUGAGGGCUAAAUAUCCCCAUAUAAUUAAAGGUGCUUUAGCUGCAAGUGCACCAGUUAGAUGGGUUGCAGGUGAGGGGAAUUUUCACGACUUUUUUGAACGUGUCACUAAGGACUACCAUGAUGUUGAUCCAAAAUGUUCAGAGAAGAUUAAAAACGCCUUUAAUUUAGCUGUUCAGCUAUCUCAGAAACCUGAUAUCGGUUACAAACAACUCUCUAAUGACCUACGGUUAUGUAAACCUGUCCAAAAUGAUUUCGAAUUUUACUGGGUACUGAAAUGGGCUCGCAAUGCAUUUGUUAUGAUGGCUAUGUUAGAUUAUCCCUACAAGGCAUCAUUUAUGGCAAGUCUACCUGCUAAUCCUGUAAAUGUCUCGUGCAAAAUUGCGUUAUCAGUCGCUGAUCUCAUUCCGACCCUUCGUGAGGCUGUUGGAGUUUUCUACAACAGUUCACAAUCUCUCUCGUGUUUCGACUAUAAAACACAGUUUAUUGAGUGCGCUGAUAUAACAGGAUGUGGUCUAGGCAGUGAUUCACUUGCUUGGGAUUUUCAGAGUUGUACAGAGAUGAAUUUACACGAUGACUCAGAUAGUACUACAAAUGAUAUGUUCACCUCUUUACCUCUAACAAAACAACAAGUAACAAGUUAUUGCCAACGAAGGUGGGGUGUUACACCAGCAUUUAAUCAAUUGUCAACAUUUUAUGGUGAUAAUAUUUGGAAAACUUCAAGCAAUAUCAUAUUUUCAAAUGGGAAUUUGGAUCCAUGGAUGGGUGGUGGAAUUUUAACUGAUCAAUCAGAGAAAGUCAUCUCCUUGGUACUAGAUGGUGGAGCUCAUCAUCUUGAUUUAAGAUCACCAGAUCCAAACGACCCGCCAUCAGCACGUCAAGUUCGUCAAAUUGAGGUACAAACAAUUCGUUCAUGGCUUGAUUUAUGAAACUUCUAAAUAUUCUUACUACACUUUGUAAUCUUUUUCUUUCUUUCCAAGUGAAUCAUAUUCUUCAUUCUGUUCAUUACUAUUUUUAUCUUCCCAAGGAAAUAUCAUUAUUAUCUUGUGAUUAUAAUUACUAAAUUUUUCUGAUUUGUACCCAGUGCCCCUAGAUUAUUGAAUAUUAAAUAAAAAUUAUUUUAUUAUUGUGAUAUUCUUGACCAGUAUUGUUUUAGCAUUCCAUUCUAUUGUACGGUAAAUAUAACUCAUAAGCCAUGCACUUAUGCUUGUAUAAGAUAGUUAUCUCGAUUUAGUAUAUGUAAACCAAGAGCAUUAGCUAUACAAUUCCAUGACAGAUGUUUUUAAUAGGAACACCAAAUCGCUUACAAAUCAUCUAUUGAUAUGAAUGUUUUGUAGGUAUCAUUACCAAAGUUUGACUUGAUAAUUUCGAAUAAAUUAAGCAUUGGGAUAGAUUGUUAUAAAUAAAUUAAUAUAUUUGUAGUAUUCCACUUCUUCAAAAUUGGCUUACACUGAGUCACGAAACGUCAGAAAACUUUAUUUUUCUACUCAUUGGGAUAUUACAAAUAUAAUAAAUUUAUUUAUUGUUAGGUUUUAUGUUAGUAGUUGUCAUUAGUUUUUCUUGAGAACACUCCAUCAUUUUUUAAAAACUACAUUCUUAUCAAUACACUUUACUCAUUCAACUAUUGAAACGUGUCAAAAUCAGGGUUAUUUGUAUUCUUAAUUAGUUAACCGAUUAAUUAUAAUUAAGCGUGCAGAUCAUUAAAUACGAAUAUAUUAUAAUUGUCUAUGAAUCACAGUAAUACGAGAUCUAUCUUAUGCUGGUUCAAUUUCAUUUAUUAAAAAAAGCACUUAAAAUCUGUCUGAAUUAAUCAUCCCAUCAUCAAAAAGUAUAUCUGUUUAACUAUUUUUGGAUAAACCAUAUAUAAAUAACAACCAAAUUUUCUUGAGCAUAAAUCGAAUAUCGAUCCACU
Molecule: messenger RNA, 2556 nt
Organism: Schistosoma haematobium
Lineage: Eukaryota; Metazoa; Platyhelminthes; Trematoda; Strigeidida; Schistosomatidae
Gene: DPP7
Product: Dipeptidyl peptidase 2
Exons: 12
Coding region: 152-1573 (473 amino acids)
Biological process (GO): proteolysis
Cellular component (GO): vesicle
Molecular function (GO): dipeptidyl-peptidase activity; serine-type exopeptidase activity
Source: RefSeq, a predicted model, not a curated record